Serendipita indica DSM 11827 is the source of this 1356-nucleotide messenger RNA. The record is from the annotation of a GenBank genome assembly. NCBI's taxonomy places the organism in Eukaryota, Fungi, Basidiomycota, Agaricomycetes, Sebacinales, Serendipitaceae.
AUGUACAAGCUCCAAUGCCCACUUUUAACUGUUCUAAGGGGGUCGGGCGUGGACAAGUCAGCUGAAAAGUGUCAUCUCGAGUUUAUCGAAGGCGUUGAGCCGGGAUCAUCAAGCGGUGCCAUCGAGAGCGUCGAGACUAGACUCGUGGUCAAACUACACUACAAGCACGGGGUCAUCAAGACGCACACGUUCCCCAUCUCAGACACAACCUCAGUGCGCUCUCCCACCGCCCCAACAGACGACGAAACAAACAAGCUUCAAAUCGGUGGUCGCACUCUAAAAGAGCUCAUCGAACAUUUUCCAAGGCCGGACAAGAAAUCGAGCGGAUACUCAGAGCCAAUCCUAAUUUGGCAGUUCUUCGACGACAACGUGACGAUGAAAACAGAAGAUAGGUGGAAUCAAGGCAAGGGUGACUGGAUUGGCGGAAAAGCCAAGCGACGUGCCGCAGACGAGGAUGACGAUGAUGGAACAUUGAUUUACAGCUCUCUCAAUAGUCAAUUGAGUCUUGCUGGCUCAGAGUUUGAGUUCUACGACGUGAGCUAUGCUCCUGUUACCUUGGCCCUGCACCUUAAAGAGCUCAAUGCCACGAUGGCAGUCGCCGAAGCACUCGGCACCGACGUGGUCGUCCGAUUCACAUCCAAGGGUGCACCCAUUUUCUUCACAUUCGAACAUGCUCUAGGGACUUACAGCGCCUUUUGCGCGCUGUCCACUCGGAUCGUACCCGAGAGUGAACACGAUGGGGAGCGGCCAAUGUCGCACACAUCUGCAAACACCAACGAUGGCAGACACAGAGAUACCGAUGGUUACACUCCAAGUUCAUCAAAUCGACUGGUGGACACCUCGAGAAAGCGGAUGCGCGAAGAGGGCGAUGGAUACGAAGGGAUGCCCGCAUCCACUAGAAGAAAGAAUGCCCCCUUGAAUCACCCUUCGCGCUCAGCGACUCCGUUGGACCUCCACGCACCAAAAGACUCUCGUGGAAGAGGCAUAGAGGAGCCAUCAUUCCACAACAUUGUGACUUCGACUCCACGUCCAGGUCCUCAGCAUCCCAACGGAGACGCAGAGCCAUUGUUCUAUCCCGCGUCACAGUCUAUUCAGCCUUCACAAGUGCUCAAGGAUGCGGGUCUGGAUAGCUUAAUAAACUUGAGCCAGGCAGAGAUACAAGAGAUGAUGAUUGUUGAUGACGAGGAGUUCACGCCAGUAAGCUCUGGAGGGAGGGUCGACGCGAGACCCAAAGAUGGUGGGCGGAUGGAGUUUGACAAUCUUGACGAAGCCUUCCCACCAACAACACAAGCGGACUCAUUUCCACCCACGCAACGACACCCUUCUGAUCAGUUCUCGCCCCUUUUCGACGACUAA